UAUAUAUCUGCCCACAUGUGCCUCUCUAACUGCUUUCUUUUCUGUUAGAUUUUUAACAACGGUUUUGAGGUAUUUGGCGGGAAGGAAUUCCCCACUCCGACUCUUUGGAAAGUUUCUGAUGUGAUUUAGCACUUGAUAGCAUCAUAGGCUUAAACCAAUCCAAUACUCCUCGUAUUUAUCAUUCUAAAUACAACUCAUCAGAAACUUUCCAUCGUCUUAUCUUACAGUGUACCCAUCCACAGUGGAUUCACCCUUCUCCAUUGUUUCUUUCUUGCACCCCAUAAAACUCACUCCAGCUACCAUUUUCUCUCUCUCUCUAGACAAUCCUUCGCUGCUCAAUUAUAUACUUUAAUAUCAUCGACAAUGGAGAAAAGGGCAUCGCCUCCGUUGGAUCAAAUAACCGUCUCUCCCGCCUCAAAAUCACCGCCGCUGCCUUCAUCUCCACCGUCUGAUAAUCGCACUCAACAAUUCGCCUCGACUUUCACCACGCUGUAUCACUCCAUUUUCCCGCCAAAACCAUCGCCGCUUCCAUCAUCUCUCUCCUUCUCUAUAACUCCAUCCACUUCCUCUCCGUCCUCUGCCGCCACCACUGACGACUUCGACAUUGAGCAUCAACUUCACCAGGCGCGCCUGAUUUUGGAGUAUCAGGAGCUCUGCGACCACUACGAGCUCUCUCUCGAUCGUCUUCAAGCUCUCACGACAGAGAUCGAAUCACUCCGUCAAGAGAAUACAAAUCUCAGACUGGCCAAUAACGACCUGGUCAAGCUUCUUAGCCUCUCCUCACAGGCCGCGAUUCAGAGCCGCUUUAACAGUCGGGAGAUGGUUGAACCAAGCAGGUUCGAGAGGAGGAAUGGGGAGCGAGUCACGUUGCCAAAGAGCAUCUCUGUCCGGUCUAGCGGUUAUCUCAAACUGAAUCGAGCCGAUAAUGCAAGCAAUGGUGAUCAGAGUAGCACCUCAACUCGGUCCCGAGUCGCGAGUCAUCACGAUCAAUUCGUUUCUGGACUGGUGCAGCAGCGAGUCUGUGUGCCAGGGGGAGGCAAGGGGGAUAAUCCUGCAGUGGAAUUGGAGGUGUUUAACCAAGGGAUGUGGAAAACAGAGCUAUGCAACAAAUGGCAGGAGACAGGCGCGUGUCCUUAUGGCGACAAUUGUCAAUUCGCUCACGGCAUAAAAGAACUCCGUCCAGUUAUAAGGCAUCCAAGGUACAAAACUCAGGUUUGCAGAAUGGUUGUUGCCGGCCAAGCAUGUCCCUAUGGUCACAGGUGCCACUUUCGCCACUCUCUCACUGAGCAUGAUAGGCUAAUGGGCCCACGUUGAUCUAAGGGAAGGAAAUGCAAAGAUUAAGUAAAUGCCAAAGGGGAUGUAUAUAUGAAGAUGAACCUAAUCGUAUAUAACAACAUGGAAAAUUUAAAAUAAUAAUGAAAGAACUGAUAAAUGAGGAAUAUAUAAAAUACAUUAAAAAUAUAUAAUAAAUAGUAAAAAAAGGGUAAUUCAGGGUUGGUUGAUAAAUUUUUGUAAGCGAGAGAAAUUGUUUGUUAUAGGGAAGUAUUUCUGCAUUCUGAUAUGAAUUGAGCCGGUUGGGUGACUCUAUGUAAUGAUGAUAUUUUGUUGUGCAAUGCUACGCAACCUUCACUUCAA
Molecule: messenger RNA, 1635 nt
Organism: Jatropha curcas
Lineage: Eukaryota; Viridiplantae; Streptophyta; Magnoliopsida; Malpighiales; Euphorbiaceae
Product: Zinc finger C-x8-C-x5-C-x3-H type family protein
Molecular function (GO): mRNA binding; metal ion binding
Source: RefSeq, a predicted model, not a curated record